AAUAUAUAUCUCAUCAUUCGUUGCAAUUCCGUUCUUUGUUCCAGGUCGACCCGUGAUCUUCCCGCACAACAAAACAAUAACGGCCGUAUACGGACAACCGCUGACUCUGACAAUGGAAUUCUGUGCCAACCCGACGUACAAUAAAGUUUAUUGGAUAGCUAAAGACAGGGUGUACAAGCCGGGAGAGUCUGAUAGCGAAAUCUUAACAUACUACAUUACGAAUUCGACGUCUCCGAACUGUUAUCAGGCGGUGAUGUACCUGUCCGAGGUUAAAGUUCGCAACAUAGGGGAGUACGUGUUGAUCGUCCGAUCUGCAAACGGCCUUUCCGAAGGCAUAGUAAACGUUAACAUGACGUACGCAAGUGGAUACAACAUAAACACCAAUUCAGCAUCGCAUAAUAAUAAUAAUAACCAGUUACCAAUAUUCAUACUAUACAUGAACGUAAUUAUUUUAAUACUGAUGAGUUGUUAUUGACUGACUGAGCAGACUUAGCUGAGCAGUUCCAUUUUAUAUUGUACGUAUACCGAAGAUCCGAGAAAGAAAGGAAAGAAGUAUUGAAGCAAGUUAUAUUAUAACAUUGGUUUCGACGAAACGUUUUUUUUUUUUGCAUAAAGAUAAACGUUCACGAGAUAUUUAUAAUAUAUUGUUGACUUAUUAUUCGAAUGGGAAAGAUGAUGAUGAUGAUGAUGAUGAUGUAUCUAGUUUCUGAUUUUUUGCAAAGUGAGAAGAAGAUGAUAAAUACACAUAUGUAUAAAAAAAGAAGUAAUAUUUAUAAAAGUAAACUGAAAAAAAAAAUUGUUAAUAGG
Nicrophorus vespilloides is the source of this 807-nucleotide messenger RNA. RefSeq lists its product as uncharacterized. The annotation marks the transcript as partial. The record is from RefSeq and is a predicted model, not a curated record. The transcript is spliced from 2 exons. Lineage: Eukaryota; Metazoa; Arthropoda; Insecta; Coleoptera; Silphidae.